AUGGAAUUCGACGUUUCUUAUGCUCCGACGGGCGAAAAGGCUUUAUAUUAUAUUCGACGAGUACUGUUCCCCUUCUUCACGUUCACUACGCUAGUUUGUCAAACUAAAGACUCGAGUAUUCAUCUCAUCUUUAGUAUUUAUAAUAGGCUCUUUGAUCAUCUUGAAAGAUCUAUGCGUUAG
Messenger RNA from Penicillium cataractarum, 180 nucleotides. RefSeq lists its product as uncharacterized. The transcript has 2 exons. The coding region runs from base 1 to 180 and encodes 59 amino acids. The record is from RefSeq and is a predicted model, not a curated record. Lineage: Eukaryota; Fungi; Ascomycota; Eurotiomycetes; Eurotiales; Aspergillaceae.